Messenger RNA from Didymodactylos carnosus, 234 nucleotides. Lineage: Eukaryota; Metazoa; Rotifera; Eurotatoria; Philodinida; Philodinidae. The record is from the annotation of a GenBank genome assembly.
UUUUUAUUCGAAGAUAAAAAUCAUCAUCCUUAUGCUAUGGUUACAUUUGGUGGUGGACAUCGUGCUUGUUUGGGUCAAGAUUUGGCACAAUUCGAACUGAAAUUGAUGAUUGUUAGACUUAUGCAACGUGGUGUAUCAUUCGAAGAUACACCCGAAAAUAUUGGUGGAGGCAAACAACAUGUUACCUGUGCUCCGAGACAUUUAGUUGUGCGUGUAAGAAUCGAUCAUGAUUGA